Prunus avium (sweet cherry) is the source of this 1754-nucleotide messenger RNA. The record is from RefSeq and is a predicted model, not a curated record. NCBI's taxonomy places the organism in Eukaryota, Viridiplantae, Streptophyta, Magnoliopsida, Rosales, Rosaceae.
UGAGUAGCCAUAUAAUUAACUAACCUCCCUACCCAUCUCUAUAUAUUUACCCAACUCCUCACCUCUCUCUCUGUCACAGUUGUUAGUUAAGGCCAAGCUAAGCUUGAAAAAAAAAACCUGCACUUGCUACAAUAAAACAGCUUUUAGUACAAUCUCAUCUCUCAUGGCCACAGAACCUGAUUUUGGUGAUUACUUAAGGGUUAUUUCGAUCACCAAAACCGCGUCUGUGUUUCCAAAAGUUUUGCACCCUCCAAAAAUUCUCACCCUCUCAAACUUGGACAGGCAGUGUCCAGUCCAUAUGUACUUGGUUUUCUUUUACGGACACGAGAAUAAUAAUUUGUUCGUUGAUCGUGAUUCAGUUUUCAGAGGCUUGAAGUGUGGCUUGGAGGAGGCUCUGUCGGUGUGGUACCCGGCGGCGGGGAGGUUGACCUUGAACCCUAGUGAUGGAAAUAAGCUUAACUUGUGGUGCAACAACAAAGGAGCUAUUCUGGUUGAGGCAGAGACGCAGGUUGAGAUCUCUGAGCUUGGAGACCUCUCUCAGUACAAUGACUUUUUGGAGAAGUUGGUUUACAAGCCUGUGUUUGAUGGAGACUUCUCUCAGAUGCCUUUGGUUGUUGCUCAGGUGACCAAGUUUGGGUGUGGAGGCUAUUCAAUCGGUAUUGGUAUCAGCCAUUCGCUGUUUGAUGGCCCGGCGGCAUAUGACUUUAUGUGUGCAUGGGCUUCAAAUUCUGCCGUAAUUAUGAAACAACACAAAGCUUUGGAGCUGCCUGAUAAGUUGCCAGUGCACGACAGAGGGACACUGUUGAUGGGUAAGUUUGGUCAUGAAGCUCCAAAAGGGGUUGGUGCAAAGUUCUUGCAAAAUGGGAACGACGUCGUCCCUUCGGUAUUGACAAGGGCUGCUGCCGUGGAUCAUUUGUACCAAUUGAUAAUGCAAGCAGCAGCAGCAUCCAGUGACCAGAUCAAAUUGGAUCAAAUUGAGAAUAAUUAUGUUCAUAAAACCUUUCAUUUGAGCGGUGCAUUGAUAGAGAGUUUGAAGAGGGAGGUUUUUGGUGGUGACAUGGGUGGUUUUUCUUGUUCAUCCUUUGAAGUUGUUGCUGCUCACCUCUGGAAGGCAAAGACCAAAGCUUUAGGAGCGAGGAAGGAGACAAUGGUGUGCCUGCAAUUUGCAGUGGACGCGAGGAACAAGGUGGAGCCUCCACUCCCUGAAGGGUUCAGCGGCAAUGCUUAUGUCCUUGCCUCUGUUGCCCUAACAGCAGGGCAAGUAGAGCAAGCGACCCACAAAGCCAUUGUUGAAAAGAUAAGGGAAGCCAAGAACUCUGUUACAAGCAACUAUGUCAAGGCAUAUAUGGAGGCAGUUGCAGGGCCCCAGACAUCUCUGCCUCCUCUCAAGGAGCUCACUUUGAUAUCUGAUUGGACCAGAAUGCCCUUCCACAAAAUUGGGUUCUUGCAAGAAGCAGCAGCCUAUGCUUCUCCACUGGUUUCUCCAAUCCCACAGGUUGCAUAUUUUAUGCAGAAUCCUAGGGAUAAUAGGGGCAUUGACAUGAGAGUUGGAUUGCUUCCACACUGCCUCAGUGCCUUCACUCGCUACUUCCUCACUAAUAAAUGAGCAGUGAAAACUUAACCCGCUUUUGGGGCUCACUCGGGUAGUGAGUCGAGCGAGAAAAGCACUGUUAGGAUUAGAAUAGAUCAAGAGUUCGUUUGGUCGAUCCAAUGUAACAAAAACAAAGAACAACUUGCUGUGAAACUGUUUGAUU